Oncorhynchus tshawytscha (Chinook salmon) is the source of this 3859-nucleotide messenger RNA. It is a transcript of the gene dnajb6b, whose product is annotated as DnaJ heat shock protein family (Hsp40) member B6b. The record is from RefSeq and is a predicted model, not a curated record. Gene Ontology annotation, cellular component: endoplasmic reticulum membrane; cytosol. NCBI's taxonomy places the organism in Eukaryota, Metazoa, Chordata, Actinopteri, Salmoniformes, Salmonidae. The coding region runs from base 317 to 1333 and encodes 338 amino acids. The transcript has 11 exons. Gene Ontology annotation, biological process: protein refolding; positive regulation of proteasomal ubiquitin-dependent protein catabolic process. Gene Ontology annotation, molecular function: Hsp70 protein binding; ATPase activator activity.
UGCACAGCUCCUAUUGGCAUACGGGUGUUUUACAGUCACGAGACUAUCCAUGUAUAUAUGACAUCUGAGAAAGCGUUGCUCUGUUCAAACACUGAUGAGGUACCACAAGUAGAAUAUCCGGAGACGCACAGUUUCCAACUAUAGACGGAUCGCUAAAAACAAAACCUAGUUCAUUGGAAUUCACAUAGGUCAGUAAACGAAGGCACGGACAAAUCUCUUCAGCUGGGGUGGAAGUCUCGGCAACCCAGGAUCAAAUCUCGCAAGAUUGGGCCAAAUCGGCUAAUCGGCCAAAAUUGUGAUUCGCCAGAAAUAAUGAAUGACUCAAAAAAAAAAACAGUCUACCGAGCGACGGCUGUCUAGAAGAAGGAACCAGAGAAAAACAGCCAUGACAGAAUACUACCAGAUCUUAGGGGUCCAGAGAAACGCUUCGGCCGAGGACAUUAAAAAAGCGUACAGAAAGCUAGCACUAAAGUGGCAUCCAGACAAGAACCCAGACAACAAGGAAGACGCAGAGAGGAAGUUCAAAGAGCUUUCAGAAGCGUAUGAGGUCCUGUCAGACGCAAACAAGAAGAACCAGUAUGACCGGUAUGGUAAAGAAGGCUUGGCUGGAAACGGAGGCAGAGGAGGGCAUUAUCACAACGGUGAUCACUUUAGUGGUGGGUUCACAUUCCGUAACCCUGAGGAUGUCUUCAGGGAAUUCUUCGGAGGUCGAGAUCCAUUUGCCGAUUUCUUCGACGAUGACUUCUUCGGUGGGGGACACAGGCAGCGGGUGGUGAACCAAAGUAGGACCGGAGGAUCCUUCUUCCACGGAUUUGGUGGCUUCCCCCCCUUCGGGGCGGGCUUCCCAGGGUUUGGUUCAGGUGCGCUUCCCCUGCAGCACGGUUUCACCUCCCUGGGACAUAUGGGUGGAGGAGGCUUCGCCUCGUUUUCCUCUUCAUCUUUCGGAGGUGGAGGAGGAAUGUGCUCCCGCUCGGUGUCUACCUCCACCAAGUUCAUUAACGGCAGACAAAUCACCACAAAACGGAUUGUGGAGAACGGCCAGGAGAGGGUGGAGGUGGAGGAAGACGGUCAGUUAAAGUCUCUAACCGUCAACGGUCUGGAAGAUGACAACCGGCAGCAGAACAACCUCCUUGGUCUCCCCUCCCAUCAACGCUUCCUGAGGAAUAGCCCACAGAACCCCCCAGAGGAAGACGAAGAGCGCGGCCAACAGAGCCUGGGACUCGCCAGAGGACACAUGGACACCAAGAGGAAGAAAUAUCCUUGGAGGCAGGAGGCGGAGCUCAAAAAGAAGAGAACACCUCGAUUGGCUCCUCGAAUCGGUGCCUGGUUCUAAAGCACCACCAUGGCUCCGCCCUUCCCUGUACGUGUCAUCCGGAGGGAAAGAACAUCAGUAGAUUAACACAACUCAGCCGUAGGGUUGCCAAAUUCAGGUUACUCUUCCAAAGAUUCCAGAUUUUGUAGAAAUCCCAGUUGGACGAUUCCCGGAAUCAAGAGACAAUAAGCAGGAUAUCCGGAUCCUCCAACCACAGGUUUUCUGGAAAACCUGGGAAUUUUGGGAAAGUUACAGGAAUUUUUCAAACCAUGCCAGCCCACCACUGUGCCAGGUCUCCCCUUGUCUAUCAACUUCUCAGUGCAAACAGCAAAUCUCAUUAGCCAUCUUCUAUGCAAGACAUUAGACUUUGUCAAGGUCUGUUUUCUAUCCUCAUGGCUCUGCUGUGUUCUCUACUCAGUUCAACUUUCAUUACCAGUAAAACUGCCAGUAGAGGCCAUAGUUUAUUUAUUUUUGAAGAUGUCAGUAGAGAGGAGCUAUUCUGUUUUUUUCUGGAUUUUGCAUUCCUCACAAAUGGUAGGACUGGAGGACCUUAGCAUGAGCAUGUGCACAUUCGGUCAUAAUUUGUCUCCUCUGAAUGGAAUUAUACAUUUUUCCUCAAACGUACUUUCUGAAAUAUUUCUAGUUUGUUUUUUAAAGGGGCAAUCAGCAGUAGCUACAUCCAUUUCUGAUCUUAUAAAUGUAUGAUAUGUCCACAUUGAUUCUUGAAGUAUAUAACUUAUAAAUGCCUCAUGAGCGUAGUUCAACUGUUGUACCCCAUCAGAAGCGAAAGUAUAUGGGCUCUAUUCAAUCUACAUGGUGGAAGUUGAGCUUCACAGCGUGAUUUGACAUGUUCCCGCUUUCGCAGAGACUGCAUUCACGGUAAACGCUGCACAUGUCGGCUCAGUCGGAAAUUACCUUUACAUUUCUAUCGUGGAAUCUGUAACACUUCAGCUUUACAGAUUGAAUAGAGCCCUAAGCUUGUUUAACUCCAAUGUUUGUAAACAAAGUAAAUGUAAACAAACAUUGCCUAGCCUCAAAACAUGGUUAAAAAUAGUGUUGAUAUCAAGGCUGUUCAAUUCUUGCGUUCAUAGAUCAGUCUAUGAAUUUGAGAGUGGUUACAUUUCUCCAGCCCCAUCCAUCAGCUUUUUACCAAAACAGGUGCGGGUAGUGGCUUUGUUAUUGUUUCUACUGCUAAUUGCCACUUUUUAAAUGGAUGUGAUGUAGCAGAGUAAAUGUAAUGGAUGUGAAUGGUCUGGAAGAGCCUGUAACAGGAAUCUAAGUGAUGAUGCCAGAGACUCUGAAGGAAAUAAAGGUAUAGGGGAGUCUUUUAAACCUUAAAGGGAUAGUUCAUCCAAGUGAUUUGGGUGAACUAUCCCUUUAAAGACCCAUUUGAGGUUAGAGAGACAACUGUCCAGAGACCAGAGAACUUGGCUUAUCUUAAAGGCAAAAGAGCAAAAAAAGAAAGAAGAAUUGCUGAUCAAAAACACACUUAUUGUAAAAAAGGGCUUUAAAAAAUAUUUUUGAUUGAUGUAGAAAUCAUACAACAAUAUACUGUAGGUUUUGUCUGCACUGAGUGAAAUAUUGUCACUGUCUGCACGAAAGAGAACAGUAACACCAAAGUAGCCAUCUCACUUUCUCCCCCUUCCACUUUCUCCCCCCUCUCCACUUUCUCCCCCUCUCACUUUCUCCCCCUCUCACUUUCUCCCCCUCUCACUUUCUCCCCCUCUCCACUUUCUCCCCCUCUCCACUUUCUCCCCCUCUCCACUUUCUCCCCCUCUCCACUUUCUCCCCCUCUCCACUUUCUCCCCCCUCAAAAAGGUAUGGAAGUUCCUGUGUUGAACAUGUUUAUAACUCUUUACAGAACAGUUUUUUUUAAUAUUCUUUGAUUGGUUUAGUUUAUUGUCAAUUUUCUUUUAUUCAUGCCCAAUGCCAGGGGAGAUGGAAUGCAUGCGAGUUUCCUUCUCUAUAAACACCCACCAAUAAAGCUUCAUUUCAACCACAUAUGUGAUGGUUAUGUAGUCACGUUGUUAGGUGGUUGCUGAGGGACGUAUCACAUUAUCCUUCAAUAAAGACAGAACGUAUUAGGUUCCCAAGGUAGUGAAAUAAUGGAUGUAAUCUAUUGAAUACCUUUACUCUCAUUAUGAGCCUUUUGAUGGCAUCUGAAAUGCUGCUUUCAACAUGAUGCAUGGCCUUGUAUUCAUUGUGACACAUGCAUGCUUGUAGCUGUGUAAUUAUGAAUUGUAGGCAUUAAAUAGUGACACGGUCCAAGUGAAAAACAUUUCAGGCGUCACUUGCUUUUCCUGAACAUUUGCAAUUUUAAACGUAUUGAAUGCAUUUCUUCCCAGUCAUUGGUUGAAAAAAACGCAUUCAACGUCAGCUCUAUGUUCAGCAACUUUCAGAACUCAAUGAACGUGCACCUCUGGACUUCAAAUAUGACUUAUUUUUUUGUUGAAAGUUUAUUCUUCCAGAUUAUUUCAAAGUCUGUACUCUAGGUUGCUUGAAAAAAAAAAAAAAAAGGUAUCGGAAUUGGGCAGCAUAAACAAAGCA